AUGCCAUUGAUACAAUACCUCAACAUAUGUUCGUUUCUAAUCCUCGCCAUCGCACUCACUAUAUCUCUCAUAAUUAAGCACAAUUUUAACGCAUAUGACGCAGCUAUCGAUAAUGCUUCUCAUAACAUGGAUGGAAGUGACUCUCUCGUGACCCCUCAAAACCCUGCCAGGGCCGACGGGACACUGGAUCACAUAAGAUGCGCAGCAUUGCACAACACCCUGGUUAAUCACGCCUGGAUUUCUUCAAGGAGAUCAAUUGACGAACUCAAGCGCCGCUCAUUCUUCGAGCGCUACGGGGAAGAUGCAAAUGCGAUUAUCGAUCGCCUCCAUCCAUCCCUGGUAUCAUUCCUAGAAUCAAUAAUCGUCUCCGACGAACUCCCGCCGUUCUUCUUCUGGGUCGAGGGUAUAUCACCACCCGCCGACAUGUUCUCCGUCCAGAAGAUGUUCCAGGAAUACAAGGGAGGAGAAGAGCCCAACCGCUUCCUUCCUCACUCUAAACUGCACCGAGCUACAGCAGCACUCGGGGUUGAGGACCUCGGGUUCGCAAAGCCGCUAGAACAACACGGCGAGCUCUGGCGUCCGCUCGAGACCGUGCUGAGCAACUGGACUCACAUGGUGCAGAUCGGGAAGGUAACCGCCUCGCAAGACGACGCCCCGAAUGAGAAGCUUGGGCCCUGGACCUGGCAGCCGUACAGCGAGGCGCAGGUAGAUAGCGCAGUCGUCGCAUUUGAACGCCUCACUGCAAGCAUCGAAGAGCGUAUGGCAGCUAUACACCGUUUAUCCCUCCGAGAGGGCUCGUUACUCAGCGACGAGGACUUGGACGCCGCAUCCGUGCCUAGCGGUUGCUUCAUCCGCUCACUCCUCACUCGAGCCCGGAAACCUCGCUUCCGGAUGGUUGCGCCGCGGCUAGAGAUACCCCACGACCCAGCCGCCUUCACAGAACACCAGGAGUUCACAGCCACGGAUGCGAGUUCCGAGUACGUCACCACCACCACUCCCCACCCCCCCCAGUCCGUAUCUUCGCGCCCGCCGAACGAUUUGUCGUCGAUCUCGACGCGCCCGGCCAAUAUGUGUCCACCGGUUAACCCCUUCUGCAAGCCAGUCCGAGACUGUGUCCCGCGGGGCGGCCGCUCCGUCCUCGCGGGCCUGUCGAGCGGUUUGCCGUCGACAAUGCGGAAGAAGGGUUCCGGCUGCUACUUCCAUUUCGACUCCGCAACCAUGGGGAAGGGGAAGGGGAGGGUCGUGGCGCGAGGAAGAGCGAUGGGAUGCUGGCACCCGAACGUGUCCAACUCGAGGGCGGGGGUGGAGAGGAAUCUGUAUGGACGAGCCAGUGCCGAGAUGCAAGCCUCGGAAUCCUCCCAGCUCGUAUUGCAAGCAGGACCAAUUGAACGGGAGCGCUCCAUAACCCUGACCACCACCCUCGGCACCGCCCUCCUACUCCUCCUAACCUACACCCUCUACACUUUCCUCUGCCGGCGACACCAACGUCAACUAGCCGCCCUCCAAGCCUUCGAGACGGCGCGCGAGCGGGACCCGAACCUAACCUGGGAAGAGCACGCGCGGAGGCGGCGGUUCACGCGGUCAAGGCUGCUGUUCGAGGAGGAGGUGCAGCGCGCGGAGCUGCUGAGGAAGAGCUUGCAGAGCCGGACGUCGUCGCCGGUUGCGGCGGAGAGGGUGGUGGGGGUGGGGAUGCCUAGCACGCCUACGACUGCGACGAUUUCAGGUGGUGGUGGUACUAUAAUGGCGACGACGCCCGAUAGGGAGUCCGAAGCGGAGCACCUCCUCCCUGCAAACAAGAAAGGGAACAGCGGGGAUAGACCCGAGACUCCGGAGAGCAUACACAACCACACACACAGACACGAAGUACCAGAUAGCUCGCCCUCUCAGCCAGGGACGCGGAGGGAAACGGGGCCAAAUAGUGGUGGAAAAGAGGACGAAGAGCACGGGGACGUAGUGGAUCUAGUGGCUCAGCUCCAGCCGCCACCGCCGCUUCUACUACUGGCGCAUCCGGCGUUACGGGGUCGGGAUAGACGGUAUCCGCCUCGGAAGUCGAGUCUGCUUACGAGUAUGACGUUGAAUUGA
This is a messenger RNA of Hypoxylon fragiforme, 2082 nucleotides long. RefSeq lists its product as uncharacterized. The coding region runs from base 1 to 2082 and encodes 693 amino acids. The record is from RefSeq and is a predicted model, not a curated record. The transcript is spliced from 4 exons. NCBI's taxonomy places the organism in Eukaryota, Fungi, Ascomycota, Sordariomycetes, Xylariales, Hypoxylaceae.